Messenger RNA from Adelges cooleyi (spruce gall adelgid), 1155 nucleotides. RefSeq names its product cytochrome P450 4C1-like. The record is from RefSeq and is a predicted model, not a curated record. Gene Ontology annotation, molecular function: iron ion binding; oxidoreductase activity, acting on paired donors, with incorporation or reduction of molecular oxygen; heme binding. Lineage: Eukaryota; Metazoa; Arthropoda; Insecta; Hemiptera; Adelgidae. The transcript is spliced from 5 exons. The coding region runs from base 1 to 1155 and encodes 384 amino acids.
AUGAUUUGUUUCAUAUCAGCGCGGCCUGUGGGUUACCACCUUAGUGCUGCUGAACAAUCCCACGACGAAUCGGAUACCACAAGCAGUCUGUUACCAGAAGUAAUUACAACUCUCAUGCCAGAAGUACCUGUACAGAGCACCGCUUUACCUCUGCAAAAAGAACAUUCUUCUCCACCAGCGACAACUGAUAAUUCGUUGUCCAAAAAACUCAUGAACAAAAUACUGUCAACCGGUCGUGCCACCACCAGAAAACCUCAUCGCUGUGACGAUCACUGCAAGAUCAGCUGCUCACAAGUCUCCACAGAGGCAUUGGACUAUUAUGAUAGUUGCCGAAACCAAGACAAGUAUGAAACACGAGCAAUGGAAUAUUUUCAAACAGGAUGUUUCAUUAAUGGAAAAAGAACAGGUGAAUUGUACGAGAAAAGGGAAAUCAAAUCAAAUGAUUGUGAAAUAAGCUGUGCAAUAGAUAUGGCGACUAUGGAGAUGAUCGGAAGAACCGCUUUGGGUGUAAAAUUUAAUGCACAAAAAAACGCCAAACACGUAUUUGCGGAGAAUUUACAUGUCAUCCAAAAGAUUUGUGAAUACCGUGUAACACACCCGUGGUUUCUGAAUAACAGUCUGUUUCAGUUGUCGACGUUUAAACGCAAACAUGACAUUAGUCAAAGUAAAAUCUACAAUUUUAUCGAAGAUUUAGCCGAGAGAUUAAAUACAGAAUGGAUAAACAAUAAUACACACAACCAAGGAGAACAUGACGAAGAGUGUAUUGACCUUAAAUCUAAAUCGUUUAUUGAGAUACUGCUCGAAAAUGGACAUCAGAUGACAUUUAAGCAACUACGGGAUGAAAUAAUAACUGUUAUAUUUGCGGGUCAAGACACGACAGCUUUUACGAAUGCAUGUGCAAUAUUUAUGUUGGCUCAUCAUCAGGAUGUACAAAAUAAAGUGUUGGAAGAAUUAUUGGCAAUAUUUUCUGCUGGCGACCCAGAUCGACAACCUACCUAUGAGGAUUUACAGAAGAUGCAAUACUUGGAACGUGUAAUCAAAGAAACUCUGAGACUAUAUACCGUUACUCCCUUGUUUGCCAGAAAAGUCGAAAAGGAAACAAUGAUUGAAGGCUAUUUAAUCCCUGAAGGUACGGCCGUAGACAAAUUCGUUUGA